AUGCGUCUUAACGUACCACGAGCAGUACGCGUGGGCCAUUCGGUGACUCUUGGUUGUGAGUACGACUUGGAGGGCUCCCCCCUCUAUUCAGUAAAGUGGUAUCGGGACAGCGGCGAGUUCUAUAGAUAUGUGCCCAAAGAAGAACCGCCCACCAGAGUGUUUCCCCAGCCGGGACUGCAUGUUGAUUCGGAGGAGGAUGAUAAUGCUGAUAGCGAUAGAGUUGAGGCUGAUAUUGUGAAUGAUCCUGACAAUGUUUUUAGCGACGAUGAUGAUGAUAUCCCUCAAACAAGAUUAUUAUUUCCAGACUGGAAUAACACUCCUGAUUUGAAAACAAUUGAUUUCAUUGGAAUACCUGGAUUUCGUGUACCACCACUUGUGAGUGUGUCUGACGCCCACAACGUGACUCUAAUGUCGGUGGGACGAAACAUUUCGGGUUUGUUUCAAUGCGAAGUGUCUGCUGACGCGCCUCUGUUCCACACCCAAAUCAUGUCUGCGCCGAUGACAGUCGCAGAGAACUGGAUCCGACAUUACGAAAAUCUAUUAACAGAAAACAGAAAGGAAUAUAGAGAAAUGUCUCCAACUGAAAUACACAUACAGGAAGAAACGAUAAACAUCGAUGAGAGGAGUGUCAUAAAAACGAUACAACUACUAAAAAAUGAUCGAGCUGCAGGUCCGGAGGGAAUUCCAGCAGAACUAAUCAAAUGCGGCACUAACAAACUGUUUGAACGAUUAACCUGCUGUAUAAACCAAUAUCUAAACAAUGCACGCACCAAUCCCGCAUGA
This is a messenger RNA of Diabrotica balteata, 783 nucleotides long. NCBI's taxonomy places the organism in Eukaryota, Metazoa, Arthropoda, Insecta, Coleoptera, Chrysomelidae. The record is from the annotation of a GenBank genome assembly.